Messenger RNA from Trichophyton benhamiae CBS 112371, 1974 nucleotides. RefSeq lists its product as uncharacterized. The record is from RefSeq and is a predicted model, not a curated record. The transcript has a single exon. Gene Ontology annotation, biological process: protein deubiquitination. Gene Ontology annotation, cellular component: nucleus; cytosol. NCBI's taxonomy places the organism in Eukaryota, Fungi, Ascomycota, Eurotiomycetes, Onygenales, Arthrodermataceae. Bases 1 to 1974 code for a protein of 657 amino acids. Gene Ontology annotation, molecular function: cysteine-type endopeptidase activity; cysteine-type deubiquitinase activity.
AUGCCCGAGAAACCAGCCACGAUAGCAGCCUACGCUGCUGGGGCGUCUCUGGCUGCCAUCACCCUCUUCUACGUGUUCGGACCCAAUUUCACGAUUGACGGCGAAGAUUCCAACAUUAGCGGACGCAAGAAGGGCAUCGUUGGCCUGUCCAACCCGGCCAAUGACUGCUUUAUCAACUCUGUUCUACAAGCCCUGGCGGGCCUAGGCGAGCUGCGAGUAUACCUCAUCCGCGAACUACAUAAGCGAGACCUCGAAGGCGCUGAGAUAUACGAUGCCUUGCCACCGGCAGAGGACCUCAGGGCCGGUCAGGAUGCGGAGAAGGUGCAGAAGCUGCAGCUUGCGCCGGUUACCAGGGCGCUGAAGGAUAUGCUUGACGGGUUGAAUGAGCGGCCGAUAUACAAGAAGACCAUAUCUGCGAGGGCCUUUGUGAUUGCUCUGGAACUCGCUUUUCGAACGAGGAUAAGUAGGAGUCAGCAGGAUGCGCAGGAGUUCUUGCAGGUCGUGGUUGAGCGGCUGUGUGAUGAGUAUCAUGCCGGUGAGAGGGCGAGGAAGCGAGCGCUAAGAAACAAGCUCGCCGCUGCUUCUACCUCUUUACCCAUGGCCGGUGGCAGUGAGGAGCUGUCGAAGGAAGAGAUCGACGGCGAGGAUGCGAGUGCUGCCAUGCCCAUGAUAGAGCUCGCCCAUGCUGGGUCUGAUACCGAAUCAGAGAACGGCUUCCCGCUCGAAGGAAUGCUCGAAUCCCAGAUUGAAUGCCAGCACUGCAAAUACAAGUAUAAACCGAAGCAGACAUCCUUCGUCAACCUGACCCUACAAGUGCCCCAGAAGAGCUCGGCGACUUUGAGCUCCUGUUUCGACGGGCUUCUAAAGACGGAAUUCAUUGACGAUUUUCGCUGUGAGAGAUGCCAGCUCGUCUAUACCCUUGAGCAGAAAGUUAAGGCCCGAUCCCGCACCUCGUCAGAAAAGACACGGGAGUUACUGGGUAACGAGAUAGCGCUUCUUAAGAAUGCUAUUGAAAACGACCCCGAAAUCAUCCCCGAGGGCGUCACCAUGCCCAGUCCGUCGGAAGUGCCUCGCCGCAAAAUAGCAAAACACAUGCGAAUUACAGUGUUUCCCAAGGUGAUUGCUAUCCAUCUCUCCAGGUCAAUAUUCGACCAUGCUUUCUCUACCAAGAAUGCAGCCAAGGUUUCAUUCCCCGAACGUCUAGCCCUGGGUGGUAUCCUCGAGAAGAAAUGGUACAAACUGCUUGCCAUUGUCUGCCACAAGGGAAGCCAUAACAGCGGCCACUACGAGUCCUUUAGACGGAACCACGUCUACGCGCCCUUUUCAACACCGGAUGCUUUCCGUUCAUACGCUCAAAGCCGGUCACAGAGCCAGAAUCCAUCUACGUUCCCCAGUCCUCGCAUGAAAUCCUCCUCCUCAUCAAAACAAGCCACAGACGACAUCACCCCCUUGAACAUAUCGCCCAUCUCCAGAUCCCCAUCUACCACUACAUCAACAUCUUCAUUCCCAGCCGCAGCAGGCACGCCCACAGACGCCACUACGACGUCCUCUAUACCUUCCCGGCCUGCCUCAGGUCAGGCGCAGUCGUCUGCACCACACCUAUCUCCCCAACAACCUCGCUCACAGUCACAGUCACAUUCCACGUCAGACACCCAGUCAGGUGUCCCAGAUAGAGCACCUUCUACCUCCUCGUCUUCUGCCAGACGGCACAUAGACGCAGCGCUACCUGGGGACCUUCUCUCGCCAAAGCGGGAUUCAGCCUCCACCAGGAGGAGCAAGGCACCUACCCCUUCUCCUGACUCGCCACGGCCAUCAACAUCGUCUAGGUUCAGAUGGAAGAAGAAACCAAACGAACGUUGGUGGCGUAUCAGUGAUGAGAAAAUCAGGGAGUGUAAGACAGCCGACGUUUUGAACAUGCAGAAGGAGGUUUAUCUAUUAUUUUACGAGCUGGAGCGACCUAGCGAUGAGGCAUGA